Molecule: messenger RNA, 774 nt
Organism: Adineta steineri
Lineage: Eukaryota; Metazoa; Rotifera; Eurotatoria; Adinetida; Adinetidae
Source: the annotation of a GenBank genome assembly
AUGUACAAGGUUCUUACUACUAUCCUUCUUGUUUUUAUUGGAGUAUCGAGUGCUACUCGUUCAUUUAAUACUCCAUCAAAUAAUUUACAACGUCUUACAUCUGAUCACCGAGAUAAAAACGUUGGUGUUGAUCUUUGUCCAACAUGUAUCGAUGAAGCUGUCUCUGCAAUCAAUGUCAUACUCAAUGUCAUUCUUGAUGAAGGAAUUUUAGGAACUUGUGGAGAUUUAUGUGGUAUUGUUGCUAAUAAAACAUCAAAAUUUGUUGGUGAAGUAUGUGAUAUAGCAUGUGAUGCUGUUGGUCUUGAUGAAUUUAUUCGUUUAAUUAUUACUGUUGAUCUUGAUCCAAUUUGGUAUUGUGAAAUGGCUAAAAUGUGUGAAAUUAACGAUAGCGGUGAUGCCAAAUUCACAAAUUUUGGUGUUUAUCCAAAUACCGGUCCACAAGGUACAACAUUUGUUAUUGAUUGUUCAUACAAAACAAUAAAUGGAACUGGUACAAGUAUGUUAACUCUUAAUAUUGUUGAUUCUCACAAUGAAACAAGUGGUAAUGAUUUUCUGGUUGAAGCAAAAAAACCUGGUACAUAUCCUGAAAAGAUUGCUCUUAAAACUGUAAGCGCUUGGAACUGUGAUCCAGUAAAAGGAGUUUGUGAUGAUUUUCCAGUCGGUACUUACAAUGUCACUGCACUAUUAUGUAAUGGAGAAUGUGGUUCACAUCAUCCUCAUUCAGGCACAUAUGAUGUCGGUCAAGCUCAAUUUACUGUUACAAAAAAGAAAUAA